Molecule: messenger RNA, 561 nt
Organism: Dicrocoelium dendriticum
Lineage: Eukaryota; Metazoa; Platyhelminthes; Trematoda; Plagiorchiida; Dicrocoeliidae
Source: the annotation of a GenBank genome assembly
AUGGUGGAGCGUUUUCACCGCCAGUUGAAGGCAGCGCUACGUGCGCACGCAGAUCCUUCAUGGUCUGAAACGCUGCCCCUUGUCCUCCUAGGCUUAAGAAACACGGUUAAAGCCGAGUUCGACGCAACACCAGCGCAGCUAGUCUACGGUUGCACGCUGCGGUUGCCCGGACAGCUGGUAGCACCAGCCCCAUGUACUUCCACUUUUGACUACGGAAGUUACACUGACCGAUUGGCUCACCAGAUGCGUGAGCUACGUCCACCCGCUCCUCGAUCGCAGAAGACACCAGUGUACGUGCCCGAGAAGCUGUCUACGUGUUCACAUGUCCUUCUUCACGCAGACGGUGUUCGACAGCCUCUUCAGUCGCCGUACAUAGGCCAUUUCAAGGGGCUUCAUUGUGCGAGUAAGGCGUACACUAUUGACCGCUGUGUUCGACACGAAGUCGUCACCACUGACCGUCUAAAACCAGUCUUUAUGGAAGAAAACCCCUCUCCUACUUCGUCUAGUAGUGCUUCGUGCGACGUCACAACUCACCGCACCAGCUUACAGCAUCCUAGUGCA